This is a messenger RNA of Aphidius gifuensis, 641 nucleotides long. It is a transcript of the gene HINT1, whose product is annotated as histidine triad nucleotide-binding protein 1. Gene Ontology annotation, cellular component: cytoplasm; nucleus. The coding region runs from base 98 to 583 and encodes 161 amino acids. Gene Ontology annotation, molecular function: hydrolase activity. The transcript has 2 exons. The record is from RefSeq and is a predicted model, not a curated record. Lineage: Eukaryota; Metazoa; Arthropoda; Insecta; Hymenoptera; Braconidae. Gene Ontology annotation, biological process: purine ribonucleotide catabolic process.
UUUGUGGCCUUGGAUGGUGGACUUUAAGUCAAGAAACUUGUUCAACACAAAAAAUUUAUCAACUGAAUAAUUAUUGUUAUUAAUUUUUUACAAUACAAUGAAAUUAUUAACUAGUACAUUUUUACGUUUACCAAAAUAUGCAACUUUAUUAAAUUCUAAUAAAUUAAAUUCGUUAUUUAUCAAUGGAAUUGGUCAUUGCAAUAUGGCGUCUGAAGUUGAAAAAUCACAAAGUGCAAGUGCCGGUGGUGAUACAAUAUUUGGUAAAAUAUUAAGAAAAGAAAUACCAUGUACUUUCAUUCAUGAAGAUGAUAAGUGUGUUGCAUUUAAUGAUGUCAAUCCUCAAGCACCAACUCAUUUUUUGGUAAUACCACGUAAACCAAUUGCCCAAUUAUCAAAAUCAGAUGAUGAUGAUGCAGCUCUACUUGGACACUUGAUGAUUGUUGCAAGGAAAAUUGCAAAAGAACAAGGUCUAGAUAAUGGUUUUCGUUUGGUAAUUAAUGAUGGAAAAGAUGGUGCACAAUCUGUUUAUCAUUUACAUCUUCAUGUUCUUGGUGGUAGACAAUUACAAUGGCCACCUGGUUAAUUAUUUAAUAAUAAUAAAAAAUAAAUAAUUCCAAAUAAUAAACUUGAAACAAUUAAAA